CCUCGAGCAACCAGCCUCGAACUCUGCACCAGUUCUCCGCUACCACACCACCACUUUUCCUUGUCCAUUUCACACAGCAAAAUGGCCAGCAUACCUGCAGGUGUCUACGGACUUCGCGUCCCCGCUGGCGGCCAGCCAAUUCCCGCCAGCGUGAACCCCAAUGUUGCUUUCCGCAUCACCAUGGCUGCAAUCGACCCCACCGCCGAGGUUGAGGCUGGGCCGGCUCGUGCUACCCUCAAGCUCAUCCGCAUCCAGGACGACGACGAGGAUGAGGACGACGACGACGAUGACUUCGACCCCGACAACAUCGAGGAGCUGCGCGCAAAGCUACUUGCUGACGGCGUCCUUGGCUCCGAGGACGAGUCGGACGAGGACGAGGACGAGAGCGAGGAGGAGACCAACGGCGGGCCUAGUGAUCCCGCCAAGUCCAAGCAGGCCAAGCGCGAGGCGCUGCAGAAGAAGCUCCAGGAGGAGGCUGCCGCCGAGGAGAUGGAGAUUGACAGCAUCACCAACGGCGUGAACGGUAAGGGCAAGGGCAAGGCUCUCGACGACGAGGACAGCGAUGAGAGCGAUUCCGAGGAGGGCGACGAGGCUGAGGAGCUCGUGCUCUGCACCCUCGACCCGGAGAAGCACUGGCAGCAGACCCUGGAGAUCACCGUCCGCGAGGGCGAGGAGAUCUACUUCUCUUCCAAUGGUUCCCACGACAUCUACCUUACCGGUAACUACGUUGCCAUCAUGGACGACGAGGAUGACGAUGAUGAGCGGGAUCUCUACGGUCUUGGCGAGGACGACUAUGAUGAGUCGCCUGAUGAGGACGAGCUUGAUGAGGAGCUCUCUGAGUUGGACUCGGAGGAGGACUCCCUCGACGACCUUGCUGAUCCUCGCAUCACCGAGGUCGACUCCGAGGAGGAGGCCCCCAAGCUGGUCAAGGCCGACAAGAAGGGCAAGAACAAGCGCCCCGCACAGGAUGAGGAUGAGGGCGAGGCCAUGACUCUCGACGAACUCAUCACCAAGACCAAGGCUGAGGCUCCCGCCGCCAACGGCGAGAAGCCCAGCAAAAAGCAGGCCAAGAAGCUCAAGAACAACGAGGGCCAGGCCGUUGCUGCCGCUGAGCCCGCAAAGGAGGCUAAGAAGGUGGAUACCCCCAGCAGUGACAAGAAGAAGGUUCAAUUCGCUAAGAACCUCGAGCAGGGUCCUACGGGCUCGCCCAAGGUCGCCGAGGCGAAGAAGGAGCCGACCAAGGGCCCCCGUAACGUCGGCGGUGUCACCGUCGAGGACAAGAAGGAGGGCAAGGGCAAGGCUGCUAAGAAGGGCGACAAGAUCGAGAUGCGCUACAUCGGCAAGCUGAAGAACGGAAAGCAGUUCGAUGCCAACAAGAAGGGCAAGCCGUUCUCCUUUAAGCUUGGCGUCGGCGAGGUCAUCAAGGGAUGGGACGUCGGUGUCGCUGGCAUGCAGGCUGGCGCCGAGCGCCGCCUCACGAUCCCCGCGAAGCUCGCAUACGGCUCCAAGGCGCUGCCCGGCAUACCCGCCAACUCCGAGCUCAUCUUUGAUAUCAAGUGUAUCUCGGUGUCGUAGACGUCCGCAUCCCCCGGUAAGAUAGACAGGUGUCCCACUUCCCUCACAUGUACUGUACAGUGUAGCGGACUCCACUCCUGCGCCCGCCUGCGCAGGCUACGUGUAAUGCAUGCAUUCUUUGUUGCAUCCAUGCAGCUUGCCGCGCUUGUGCGCCUCGCCUUCCAUAUCUGUUUCCUUGCUACUGUCUGUUUGUCUGCUUUGUACUGCAUAGCGCUAUGAGAUAUCCGACUUGCAUCCUCUAGUUUCACGAGAUCCGUGCAGGGAGGAAGGAUUUCUCGCCGGCCUCCAUAGUCACUGUUCUUCUUAAUCUGUUGCCAUCCGGGUCACUGAUAUAGCGAGGCGAUGCUGCCUACCGUGGCGGCAGGCAUAUGCCGAGGAUGCUAAUCUGUAAAAGUUAGGAGUUCACGGUGGAUGGAGAGUUAUGUAGGCAAUAGAUGUUUGUUCUGAU
Paraphaeosphaeria sporulosa is the source of this 2023-nucleotide messenger RNA. RefSeq lists its product as uncharacterized. NCBI's taxonomy places the organism in Eukaryota, Fungi, Ascomycota, Dothideomycetes, Pleosporales, Didymosphaeriaceae. The transcript is spliced from 4 exons. The record is from RefSeq and is a predicted model, not a curated record. The coding region runs from base 82 to 1575 and encodes 497 amino acids. Gene Ontology annotation, molecular function: macrolide binding; peptidyl-prolyl cis-trans isomerase activity. Gene Ontology annotation, cellular component: nucleolus; chromatin.